Diversispora eburnea is the source of this 201-nucleotide messenger RNA. The record is from the annotation of a GenBank genome assembly. Lineage: Eukaryota; Fungi; Glomeromycota; Glomeromycetes; Diversisporales; Diversisporaceae.
AUGCCUUUCAGUUUACCUUUUGCUAUUGGAGCUGGUAUUAUCAGACUUACUGUAGAAGAUGGAAAAAAGGAUUUUAAAGAGAGAUGGAAAACAUUAUUUGCAGCGAAAAAAAUACUAAAUUCCAAUAAAACGGAUGGUAUAAAAGAAACGCCAAAUUCUAAUGAAACGGACGAUAUAGAAGAAACAUCAAAUUCUAAUUAA